AUCACACAUCAAGCCUUCAACUACCUUCCAAUACUUUCAAACAAACAAUCAACCUUCCUCAAACCAACCAACCCAACCAACCUCAUCAAAAUGUCUGCUCCCAACGCCAACACUCCCAACGAGGGCAUCGUCGGCCAGGCCGUCAACUCCGUCAAGAACGCCGCCAACUACGUCUCCGAGACCGUCCAGGGCACCUCUGCUGAGGCUUCCAAGGAGAGCAACAAGCAGCAGGCCAAGGGCAACGUCCCCGGCAACGACAGCAUCACCGACCGUGCCUCUGGUGCUCUCGGCGCCGCUGGCGACAAGCUCUCCCAGGAGAAGCACGAGGGCUCCGCUGAGGCCAACAAGCGCUCCAUCUAAGUGCUUCAUUGCACUAGAUCACUGGUUCGACAUUUCACUUCGGUUCAGAACAAUACCACUUUAACGCGAUGAGCACUAUGACUCUCGCCGGGUUCACGAUAGUACCAUGAAUUAAUGGAUAUGAGAUACCAAUAAACACUUCACACACCCA
Pyrenophora tritici-repentis Pt-1C-BFP is the source of this 511-nucleotide messenger RNA. NCBI's taxonomy places the organism in Eukaryota, Fungi, Ascomycota, Dothideomycetes, Pleosporales, Pleosporaceae. The record is from RefSeq and is a predicted model, not a curated record.